AGGCUGAACCAAGAGGUUAAGCCCAGAGUUUCCAAAAGCAGGAGUACCGUCAACAGCAUCCAUGCGAUGGAACCUCAAGAAGUCACCCAGUCGUCUCUUCUGAGAGAUGAUGAAAUUAAAGAAAGCAAUGAAGCAGCUGCAUGGAUAGUCUCACAGGAGAUGAAGGAGAGAGAGGAGAACGAAGGUAUACAGGGCUAUGCUUUGUUGGGGGCCACGGCUGCAGAAGGAGAAGGUGCAAACGAAGAUGCCAGAGAUGAAACUACUGCUGGCAGUUCAGCCUCAGUAGAUGACAUAAGCCAUGAUGCUGGGACCAGCAACAAUAGCCAGGAUAAGGGUCAAGGAGAGGAGCUGAUCCCUGGGGCCACACAGGUUCUCCCGAGUCCAUCAGGCCAGCUGCCCCGCAACCGCUACAGGUUCACCGAGUUCCAGCUCCAGGAGCUGGAGCGCAUCUUCGAACGCAAUCACUAUCCCAGUGCUGCGGCCCGAAGGGAGCUCGCGAGAUGGAUAGGUGUGACUGAAUCCAGAGUGGAGAACUGGUUUAAGAGUAGGAGAGCCAAAUACAGGAAAUGCCUGAGGAUGUAA
Mus pahari (shrew mouse) is the source of this 582-nucleotide messenger RNA. RefSeq names its product rhox homeobox family member 2-like. The coding region runs from base 67 to 582 and encodes 171 amino acids. Gene Ontology annotation, molecular function: DNA binding. NCBI's taxonomy places the organism in Eukaryota, Metazoa, Chordata, Mammalia, Rodentia, Muridae. The transcript has 4 exons. The record is from RefSeq and is a predicted model, not a curated record.